Molecule: messenger RNA, 531 nt
Organism: Ostreobium quekettii
Lineage: Eukaryota; Viridiplantae; Chlorophyta; Ulvophyceae; Bryopsidales; Ostreobiaceae
Source: the annotation of a GenBank genome assembly
AUGGACUCCCUCCGCAAGGCGCGUGCCUAUAACGAUGACAUUGGCUACCAGGACGACGAGGCCACCAAGGCAGCUUUCAUCUCCACCUGGUUCGGCUCCUCAGGGCCCGUCUGCCGAGUGACACCCCCUUUUCGCUGCGACUAUGGCAUCAACAUAAACGUGGGGGACAACUUCUACGCCAACUAUGACUGUGUCGUGAUCGACUGCGCAAAGGUUAAGAUUGGUGCCAACGUCUUCUUAGGCCCAGCAGUGCACAUCUACACUGCCACCCACCCUCUUGAUGCAGUGGAGAGGCGGAGUGUGGAGAGCGCUCUGCCAGUGACAAUCGGCAACGAUGUUUGGAUUGGCGGCAAGGCAUCCGUGCUGCCUGGUGUGGAGAUCGGCGAUGGGUGUGUGAUUGGCGCAGGGGCGGUUGUGAACAGGAGCAUCCCGCCUUACUCGCUGGCUGUGGGGUGCCCUGCAAGGGUGGUGAAGCGAUUGGAAGGGAAGGCUGGGUCGGCAGGAGCGGGGGGUGAGCCGCCAGCAUCUUGA